Messenger RNA from Magnolia sinica, 3283 nucleotides. RefSeq names its product probable inactive receptor kinase At5g58300. Lineage: Eukaryota; Viridiplantae; Streptophyta; Magnoliopsida; Magnoliales; Magnoliaceae. The coding region runs from base 972 to 2885 and encodes 637 amino acids. Gene Ontology annotation, biological process: protein phosphorylation. The transcript has 3 exons. Gene Ontology annotation, molecular function: ATP binding; protein binding; protein kinase activity. The record is from RefSeq and is a predicted model, not a curated record.
CUCUCUCUCUCUCUCAAAGCCUUUUCUCUCAUUUGCCGAACUCUCAAGAAACUCUCCCUCUCUCGCAUCGAUUUCAUCAAAAUGCAGCUGCUUUUCGAGCUCUGAUGGCGGAUUCAGAGCUCUAAGCAGCCGAUCUCGAGAGAAAUCCGACUGAUUUCAAGAGAAAUCUCUUGAUUUGAGUAAUCUUUUUGGAUAUUCCAGGUUUUGAAUUUGGGAUCUGUACGUAUUCCUUCUGGAGGUAUGAUGUUAGCCGACCAGAGCUCCAGUGGUGGAUCUGACGACGAGAAGAGCGGAUUCUUGUAGAGAUGGCUUUGGACUUUGAGAGGAAUCUCGUCAUUUACAGCCGAAAACAGCUUUAAUGGUGGAUCUGAAGCUUCAAGGGGCGGGUUUUCGGAGGCAGGGCUUCUGAUUAUGAGAGAGAUCUCGUGAUUUGAAGCGACCUCGUUGCAGAAGCUCUGAUUUCUUCCGAAUGAAGCUUUAGUGGCAGAUCUGAAGCCUAGAAGAAAUGAUUCUUGAAGGAAUAGCUUUGGAUCUUGAGAUACAUCCCAUGAUUUGAAGUGCAUCUGAAGUUUCGAAGAGCGGGUUCUUGGAAGAAUGCUGGGAGAUUUGUGGAGGAAUCUCAAGUUUUGGAAGCUCCGCUGGUUCUUGAAGCUUCGGUGUCAGUUAGAUGGAGCUGCGAUUUCAGCUUUAAUGGAGAAAACAGAGCGGCUUUGAGCAUGCGAUUCUGUGAGAAAUGCUCCGGAUUUUUAAGAGGUCUAGAAAUUUGCAUGUUUGCUUUGGGAGCUCUGAUUUCUUCAAAGCAAGCUUCAUGGCGGUUUUAGAGAUUCAAGCAGCUGUUUGAUGAGAAAUCUCCAACCGCCGCUUUUAAAGUAUAAGAACUGUAACUACUUAAUGAGAAUUGAUAUCAUAUUCUUGCAUUCGAAUUCAAAUAUGUCUUUUUAAACAACUACUGACAACUUCCACAACCAUCCAUGAAACACCCAAAUCUAAGAUUUCUCUCUUUUACUCCACUCUCCUUCCUUUCCCUCCUAAUUUUUCUCCUUCGUCCAGCUACCUGCGACCUGAAUUCUGACAAGCAAGCCCUCCUCCGCUUCUCUUCCGCAGUUCCCCAUGGCCGUAAGCUCAACUGGAAUGAAUCUGCCCCUAUCUGCUCCGCUUGGGUUGGCAUCAGGUGCGAUGUUAACAAGACCCAUGUUAUCGCUCUCCGACUACCUGCCGUCGGUCUCUCUGGCCCAUUCCCGCCCAACACUCUAGGGAGACUCGAUUCCCUCCGUGUCCUUAGCCUCCGAUCCAACCGCCUCAGUGGGAACCUACCCAUAGACAUCUCUUCCCUUCCAUCCCUCCACUACCUCUACCUCCAACACAACAACCUCUCCGGCAAUGUCCCUGCAUCUCUCUCCCCCGACCUCAACUUCCUUGAUCUCUCCUUCAACUCUUUCAGAGGCGGAAUCCCUCCUUCCAUUCAGAAUCUGACACAUCUCACCGCACUCAACCUCCAAAACAAUUCCCUCUCUGGUCCCAUCCCUGACCUCAUCCUCCCAAGAUUGAAGCGUUUGAAUUUGAGCUAUAACCACUUCAACGGUUCAAUCCCAAUUUCCCUCCAAAAAUUCCCCAAGUCAUCUUUCUUAGGAAACCCUCUCUUAUGUGGGCCCCCACUAAUCCUAUGUUCUCCAAUCAUCCCACCUCCACCCCCACCAACUCAGAUUAAGAGCUCUAAAAGGAAGCUCAGCACUGCAGCUAUCAUUGCCAUUGCAGUUGGGGGAUCCGCAUUGCUGUUUCUAUUAGCACUGGUCCUAUUGCUCUGCUGUUUGACAAAAAGGGAUAGAGAAAGCAGUGGUGUUUCCAAAGGAAAGGCCGCUAGUGAGAAGCCCAAGGACUUUGGGAGUGGGGCACAGGAGGCCGAGAAGAACAAGCUGGUUUUCUUCGAAGGUUGUUCUUAUAACUUUGAUUUGGAGGAUCUAUUAAGGGCUUCGGCUGAAGUUCUGGGCAAGGGGAGUUGUGGGACAGCGUAUAAGGCUGUACUGGAGGACGGGACAACUGUGGUGGUGAAGAGGUUGAAGGAGGUGGUGGUGGGGAAGAGGGAGUUUGAGCAGCAGAUGGAGAUUGUGGGGCGGGUUGGGCAGCUUCCCAAUGUUGUGCCUCUCCGUGCUUAUUACUACUCCAAGGAUGAGAAGCUCCUGGUUUAUGACCAUGUUGCGGCGGGCAGCUUGUCAACUCUCUUGCAUGGGAACCGAGGCAGUGGGAGAACUCCAUUAGAUUGGGAUUCUAGAGUGAAGAUCAUGCUCGGGGCUGUGAGGGGUGUUGCCCACAUCCACUCUGAAGGCGGGGGAAAAUUGGCCCAUGGCAACAUCAAAUCCUCCAACAUCCUCCUCAGCCCUGACCUGGACGGCUGUGUCUCAGACUUUGGCCUCACACCUCUCAUUAACUUCCCCGCUGUGCCCUCUCGGACCACAGGCUACCGCGCCCCAGAAGUGAUUGAGACCCGGAAGCCCACCCAGAAGUCCGACGUCUACAGCUUUGGUGUCCUCCUGCUCGAGAUGCUAACAGGCAAGGCCCCUUUGCAGUCCCCAGGACGGGAUGACAUUGCUGACCUUCCCAGGUGGGUCCAGUCGGUCGUCCGGGAGGAGUGGACAGCUGAGGUGUUUGACGUAGAGCUGAUGCAGUACCAGAACAUCGAGGAGGAGAUGGUGCAGAUGCUGCAGAUUGCGAUGGCGUGUGUGGCCAAGGUGCCGGACCUACGGCCGAAAAUGGGUGAGGUAGUGAGGAUGAUGGAAGACAUCCGGCAGACUGAUUCGGAUAACCGGCCAUCAUCCGAGGACAACAACAAUAACAACAACAACAACAACAACCCUCCCAGGGAUGAGGGCAUCCAGACCACCUCUUGAUGGCUCUAGAGUGGCCCACAGAUCCAAGAUCUCCGGUUUCAUCAAUUGAUGGAAUUUGGUGGCUCACGUACCUUUGCAUGCAUGCCCGGGAAAGAAGCGUUUAUGUGGGUGUUAUUGCUUGAUUUUAAACGUUGGCUUUUUUUUUUUUUCCAAGCUUAGGUGGAUGUGAUUGAUUGAUUGAUUAGAUUGUGUUCUUAGGGUGUUAUUAAAUGUAGGCAUUUGAUUAUCAAUGAUCAAAAUGGAUGCAAAUGCAUUCGAGAAAUGCAAGUGCAAGAUCUAGGAAGUGUAGAUGCCCUGUCCCGGAAAGCAGAAUAGCCCACUCAACCAUCAAAUCUAUCUGAACUAAUGACAGCCUCCAGAGACGGAAUCAAUGGUCCCUAGAGAAUAUUGGAUGGCUA